Oncorhynchus keta (chum salmon) is the source of this 5937-nucleotide messenger RNA. Its product is annotated as kinesin heavy chain-like. The record is from RefSeq and is a predicted model, not a curated record. The transcript is spliced from 34 exons. Gene Ontology annotation, molecular function: microtubule motor activity; microtubule binding; ATP binding. Gene Ontology annotation, biological process: microtubule-based movement. Bases 458 to 4096 code for a protein of 1212 amino acids. Lineage: Eukaryota; Metazoa; Chordata; Actinopteri; Salmoniformes; Salmonidae.
GACCACGCCCUACGCUCCACACAGUAAAGCAGUCUCACCUUCAACCAGCCUGACCGACUGUGCCGCCAUCUAUCUGACAACGACACAUCUGAGAAAAACAUCCGUGACUACGUCCAUCUUUCAAGAUUUAGCCAGAGGAGGAAUUUAGAAAAACAUCUCUAUUUUCUUACAAGGAUGUAACCCAUUGCGAUUUUAAUUAGAAUUUACAUGGCCUAUUUUUGCUGCGACAUGAUCGAAGCAUCACUUUUGGCCUCUAAAUUGUAGUUUAUCUGUUGUCAACUGUCAAGCGUUACCUCUGAGUUGAAAUAUUGUUCUACCUUUAAGACAUACGUUUAAGGACGUUUCUGGUUGCAUUUUAGCAGAUCGUUCAUUCAUUAUUUUACGAUCGACGGGCUGCAAAUUGCUUUAAUCUGAUUCUCGAUUAGUUUAUUCCAACCCCAUCCAUUGAAUUUGCGCAAUGGCCGAUGUAACCUCAGAAUGUAAUAUCAAAGUUUUGUGUCGUUUUCGCCCCCUGAAUCAAUCGGAGAUUCUGCGUGGGGAUCAAUUUAUCCCUACAUUUCAAGGAGAUGACAGUGUGAACGUUGGGGGGAGGUCCUAUGUGUUCGACCGGGUUUUCCCCACCAACACCACUCAGGAGCAGGUCUACAAUGCCUGUGCUAAGCAAAUUGUCAAGGAUGUGCUGGGCGGAUACAAUGGCACUAUUUUUGCAUAUGGACAGACUGCCUCUGGGAAGACUCACACCAUGGAGGGAAAACUGCAUGACCCCAAUCAGAUGGGCAUCAUCCCCAGGAUUGCAGAGGACAUCUUCAACCAUAUUUUUGGCAUGGAUGAGAACCUGGAGUUCCACAUCAAGGUUUCAUAUUUUGAAGUCUAUAUGGACAAAAUUCGUGAUCUCCUGGAUGUGACCAAGACUAACCUGGCUGUUCAUGAGGAUAAGAACAAGAUCCCAUAUGUAAAGGGUUGCACUGAGCGCUUUGUGUCCAGCCCUGAUGAGGUCAUGGAUGUCAUUGACGAGGGGAAAAACAACCGCCAUGUUGCCGUGACCAACAUGAAUGAGCACAGCUCUCGCAGUCACAGCAUCUUCCUGAUCAACAUCAAGCAAGAGCAUACGGAGACAGAGCAGAAGCUGUGUGGGAAACUCUAUCUGGUGGACUUGGCUGGUAGUGAGAAGGUCAGCAAAACCGGUGCUGCGGGCGCCGUCCUUGAUGAGGCCAAAAACAUCAAUAAGUCUCUGUCCGCUCUGGGCAACGUGAUAUCUGCUCUGGCUGAAGGGACGAAAACUCACGUUCCGUACCGUGACAGCAAGAUGACCCGUAUCCUGCAGGACUCUCUGGGGGGAAACUGUAGGACCACCAUGUUCAUCUGCUGCUCCCCCUCCAGCUACAACGAUGCCGAAACCAAAUCCACCCUGAUGUUCGGACAACGUGCUAAGACCAUCAGGAACACGGCGUCCGUCAACCUGGAGCUGACGGCCGAUCAGUGGAAGAGGAAGUACGAGAAGGAGAAGGAGAAGAACAAGACCAUGAAGGAGACCACCCAGAGGCUGGAGGCUGAGCUCAACCGCUGGAGGAACGGGGAGAACGUUCCUGAGACGGAGAGGACCACUGCUGACGUGGUGCGUCUGGAGUCGGUGGAGGAGCGGAGCCCUGUGUUGAUCCUGGACAACGACACCUCCUCCAUCGUGGUGCGUAUCUCUGAGGAGGAGCGUCAGAAAUACGAGGAGGAGAUCCGCAAGCUCUACAAGCAGUUGGAUGACAAGGAUGAUGAGAUCAAUCUGCAGUGUCAGUUGGUUGAGAAACUGAAGGAGCAGAUGCUGGAUCAGGAUGAGCUGCUGGCAUCUUCUCGUGGGGAUGGGGACAAGGUGCAGGCAGAGCUGGGUCGUCUGCAGGUGGAGAGCAGCUGUGCCAAGACAGAGGUGAAGGAGGUGUUGCAGGCCCUGGAGGAGCUGGCCAUCAACUAUGACCAGAAGAGCCAGGAGGUGGAGGAGAAGGGCCUGCAGAACCAGCUGCUGGCCGACCAGUUGGCCCAGAAGAUGGCCAGUCUGAUGGAGCUGGAGGCGGAGCUAUCUCACAUGCAGGAAGUGAGUGGUCAGCAGAGGAAGCGCAUCGCUGACGUCCUCAACGGCCUGAUGAGGGACCUAAGUGAGUUCAGCACCAUCGUGGGCAACGGGGAGAUCAAGCUGCCGGUGGAGAUCAGCGGGGCGAUCGAGGAGGAGUUCACGGUGGCCCGUCUCUACAUCAGUAAGAUCAAGUCGGAGGUCAAGUCCAUGGUGAAGCGCUGUCGCCAGCUGGAGAACCUGCAGCUGGAGUGUCAUCGCAAGAUGGAGGAGACGGGCCGCGAGCUCUCCUCCUGCCAGCUCCUCAUCUCACAGCCAGAGCUAAAUGAGCUUGAGGAUAAGCUGGAGGACACCACCCUCAGUUCUGGGCACUUUAACCUCCCACGCUACAGGACCCAGCCAGGCUACAGGACCCAGGUAACACACCUGUACACACCCUCCCACCCUCACUUCAGCCAGGCUCAGGACUCAGGUAACACACCUGUACACACCUCCACCCCUCACAUCAGCCAGGCUAUCAGGACCCAGCCAGGCUUCAGGACUCAGCUAACACACCUGUACAUCAUCCACCCUCACAUCAGCCAGGCUGGACUGCCAGGCUAUCAGGCUCAGAACCCAGGUAACACACCUGUACACACCUCCACCCUCACUUCAGCCAGGCUAUGGACCCAGGUAACACACCUGUACACACUCCACCUCACCUUCAGCCAGGCUGCCCAGGUAACACACCUGUACACCCUCCACCCUCACUUCAGCCAGGCUCACGACCCAGCCAGGUGGCAAUCGACUCUGCAGGUAACACACCUGUACACAUCAUCUCCACCCUCACUUCAGCCAGGCUCAGGGACCCAGCCAGGCUACUGGACUCCAGGUAACCCUCACAGCCAGGCUCAGAACCAGAUCUCUUUCUAUGUUACAGAUAACUCUCUGCUUGAAGAGAAGGAUGGAGAGAAGGGUGAGACCGAGGAGGGUAACGUCAAGAAGGUUCCUCGGCAGCAGGGGGAGGAGUCUCACCGUGGUCUGCACCACAUGCAGAUGGCCCGUCUCCGGGAUGAGAUCAACGAGAAGCAGAGGAUCAUCGAUGACCUCACUGAUCAUAACCAGAAGCUGCAGAUUGAGUUGGCUCAGGUGCUUGCCGACUUUGACCGUCUGAAGAGCGUGGACAGCAGCAAGAGCGAGCGGCUGGAGGAGCUGUCAUUUCUACAUGAGCGCCAUGAGCAGACCAAGCAGGAUCUCAAAGGGCUGGAGGAGACUGUCGCCCGGGAGCUCCAGACCCUCCACAACCUGCGCAAGCUGUUCGUUCAAGACCUCACGUCGCGGGUUAAAAAAAGUACCGAAAUGGAACCUGAUGAUAGUGGGGGGUCUUGCACCCAGAAACAGAAGAUUUCCUUUCUUGAGAAUAACCUGGACCAGCUUACAAAGGUUCACAAACAGCUGGUUCGUGACAAUGCAGAUCUGCGCUGUGAGCUUCCAAAGUUGGAGAAACGUCUUCGGUCUACUGCUGAGAGAGUUAAGGCCCUGGAGACGGCACUGAGGGACGCCAAGGAGGGAGCCAUGAUCGACAGGCGUCGCUACCAGCAGGAAGUGGACCGCAUCAAAGACGCCAUGAGAACCAAGAACACUCUGAGACGCCCCCAUGCAGCACAGAUCGCCAAACCAGUGCGCCCGAAGCAGCUGCCAGUGUGCUCUUCUACCAACCCGUUCUACACACAUGUCAGUGAGCCGGCCAACACCUACUGUAAUGCCCUGUUCCAGAGUGGCAUCACAGAACAGACCACCGUACCUAACUCUCAGCUCAGCUCCGUCCAGACAAACAUCAGAGUGUCCACAGGACUGGGCAACAGAGCAGUCAACCCCACAGACAUGGGCAACAGAGCAGUCAACCCCACAGACAUGCUCGAGUCUUACCCACUCAACAUAGACAGGGAUAACGGAAACACCGUAGACAUCAAUGACAACAGGAGUGAUGGGCACUGUGGCAGUGAGGUGGAGGACCCAGGCAGACUGUACAUCAUUCAGCAGGAGACUGCUGCAAGUUAAUGCCAUGAUGACCAAAUACUGUAUUCAGGACCGCUCCCAUAUAUUUGCAUGCAGCCGUCUAGCUUCCCUCCCCCUGUACCCAUACCUGGCCACGGAUUCUCCCCUGUAGUCCCAAGCUCAGCCCCAUGCUCCCAAUGGCGACCACCCUCACACUCCUGUGAUUAGAACACAUCGUAAUGUAUACUCCUGUAGAGGUAUUGACCAGCACUGUUUCUGUGUAUGUACAGUUCCACUUUACUCGACAGUGGCAUCAUAAUGCUGACCUAUAGCACCGUCAUAACCAUGCCCUGGCGCCUCUCCUAUAAGACGUUAUGCCAGCCUACAACAAAGGAUCUCACUCUGCAUGUUGCCCAGCUAGCUGAGUAGCCAACUAAAUCUGUGCAUGUUUCAUGACAGUGUUACUCAAUUUGCUUUAAACUGUCAUGAAUCACCACAGUGGUAUUGACAGAUGUCAUGUAGAGUUUAUGAUGCUGUUGUAUUAGCUGUAUGAUGUCAUUGUCCAGUCAGUACUGAGGCAUGUGGAACUCAGCCAUGCCCUAUGCCCUUUAGAGUCUAACCCAGCCUUAAUAAUAAUGACAGCUGAUUUCACAUGAUCAUAACAUGCAGUCAUGUGUGUACAUAUAUAGAAGUACAGUAUCUGUGUAUUUACUACCUCUAGAUCUACUGAUACAACUUAUCAACUUAAAUCAUUAUUCCAACAUGUUGUUAUAUUAGUGGAUUGUAAAGGCAAUGAAGGGAGCUGUUAUGUCCUGUCAACUGAUUUGUUUGUACAAAGAUUCCUCCUCCUUAACAUCAUGAAGUAAGGUAUGAUGUUAUUGAUGAGAUAGUCACAUCUCUAUUUUAAAAUGGUACCCCUUCUACCUGCUCUGUGUAUUCUGUUAUGGGGCACAACAUCCUGCCAACUUUUCCCAACCCCUAUAAAAAACAACAUUAUUCAAUAUACCACAAAACACCUCCUGGACGUGUUUUUAAACUGCUCCCAACCGAGCUGCCACCAGUAUGGGGUUUGAAAGCAUUUUAUUUGAUUGUAACAGUGGCAUGAUAGUAAUGGCAGCUUACCAAUGUGAACUUUACAUGGUCCUGUGCUCUGCUGUGUUUUCUCAGUCAGAAUCCUGAUCAACCAAUCGGGACAGAGAAAACCAGCAGCUGCUGGAGCUGUGAUUGGGAGACCAAGGUCUUUUGACAAGUACUGUACAGUAGAGUUGGUUCACUAACUAGCCGGACUGUACAGUGUUUACUUCAGGUCUAUCUAACAGACACUAUGACCUAGAAUUUGGCCUACUAAUGACUGACACCUACAGCACCUCAGGAUCUCUGAUUGAUAACAGUGUGUUGUGGGGCCAGGGCCACUUAUAUCUUUCAAAUCCUUUUGGCUGCAUAAUUGCUAAUUACUGAAGAAAGUGAUGAGAUAAAGUAACAGUUUGAAAACCUCAUUAUCCCCUCCACUUGGAUAAAUUAAAGACUGAAUUAUUUCAAACCAGACCUGCCCCCAAAGAUUAUUUAGAUUCCCAUUUGAGGUCAUUUAUUGGAUGUAACAAGUUUGAGAAAUUGUACCAGAUAUUCGACUGUCUGACUUUAGCAUAUCUAAAAUAUGUGAUAAUAUUGUUAAACUUGUAAGCAUAUCAUUAUGUAGUAAAAUGAAAAAAUGACACAUAAUAUUACUUUGUUAGGGAACCAUAAUGUGUACUGUAUGUAUUUAUAUAUUUCUGUAGGCCUAUAUGCUCAUUGUGUGAUUCAUUGUGCGACAUGCAUAUUUUUGUAUAUACUCAUUAAAAUAUGUGAAUCAUUAUGUUGUAGUUGGCAGAAAUAAACCCUUACAGAAAUAAGUUCAUAGAUGAAAA